Camponotus floridanus (Florida carpenter ant) is the source of this 794-nucleotide messenger RNA. RefSeq lists its product as uncharacterized. The record is from RefSeq and is a predicted model, not a curated record. The coding region runs from base 115 to 741 and encodes 208 amino acids. NCBI's taxonomy places the organism in Eukaryota, Metazoa, Arthropoda, Insecta, Hymenoptera, Formicidae. The transcript is spliced from 2 exons.
GAAGCCUGCCUAUGCUGCUUAUGUCAAUCGAUUCGGCUUAUACGCAUUUGUAAGUUGUCAGACUUUCAGAAAUUGCUCGAGGUGUAAGGUUAGUUCGUAUUUUUUCAUUUAACAAUGGGCAAAGUGAACGAACGUCAUCGGUGGAAGGGAAAAAUCGUGUCGAAAAAAGUUUACGAAAAAAGAUUAUUACAACAAAAUAUCGGAAAGGAGCGGAAAAAAGUGAUUAUUGAUGAGUCUCAACAAGUUCACGAAAAUAGUAUAGAGGAGGACGAUGAAGAAGAGGUAUCGUCAUUAGACGGACGACGCAUUGUCGAUUUGAAGUUUCUGGGAAAACAAAUGUGGUGCAUUUCGUGCAAAGAAGCUUUAUCAUUCGAAUAUAUCGAAAACGAGUAUCGUCGUGGAUUGGGCUCACACUUGGCAAUACGAUGUCAUAAAUGCUUCAUCAUAAACGAAGUUUUAACAUGCACAAUGCCACCUUCCAGUGACAAACGCAAUACGCGUUUUGAUAUAAACUACGAAGCAGUUAUAGGUGUUUUGCAUUCCGGAUUAGGAUGGUCGCAUCUGCAAAAAUUGCUGGCAUGCAUGAAUGUUCCAUGCUUUCAGUUCAAGACAUUCAAAAAGUAUAAACAAGAAGUUGAAUGCGCAGCAGAAGACGCAGUCAAACAAAGCUGUCAAGACGCAGCUCAAUUAGAAAAAAAAUUGACAGUAGAGCAAAUGGAGAACAUUGAGAAGCAACUGUAAUUAAGAGGCAGUUUUUUACAGACAGUAUUUAAAAGUGUUCUUUAAUCUUUUUU